AUGCUAUCCCUGGUUUCGUCGAUAUCUGCUGUAUUGGGUGACGCUGUAUCCUAUCAAUACCACGCUCAUAAUGGCGUCGGUGGUUACUCGUUCAAAUUUGCUCAUCCUCAGAAGUAUAGUGUUCCAGAUUAUCACCACCACAUUCCGGAGGUUCGUGGAAGUGUUCCAGAGGAUACCGUUGAAGUUAAACACGCUAAAGCUGUUCAUGCGGCAGCUCAUGCCAAGCAUGAGGAAUACACUUCAACACAUCAUCAAGCCCCAUCAUAUGCUAGUUGGCAAGAGCCAACACACGUUCCAGUGCAUCAACAACCUUCUGAGGAACCCAGUCCAUCCGUUGAAGCCUGGCACGGAUCCCAACACGUCCCUAUGGCGCACACGACAAACCCACACGAGACACAACAAUCCCAGGAUGACCAUGCCGAGUUUAGGAACGUAGCUGAUGAGGAUGGAAUCAGCCAAUCGUAUGAAUUUGGCGUAUUUCAUGGUUUCAAGCACGUACAAGAGGCUCAGGCAGUCCCGCAGCAUACUAAUAACGCUGAGACCCCUUCGCAAGAGGCUCACGAGCCGAGAAAUAUUCCGGAGGAUACACCGGAAGACAACCAACCAAAUUACCCCGAAAAUUAUCGAUAUCUCCUGAUUCAGGAGCCCAACUAUGACAACGUCCCAGCGAUUCAGUCCUCACCAGCUCCCGGUCACGCCACCAACCACAACCAACACGCCCAGAACUAUCACCAGUCCGGCGGGGAGCCUCACGAUCAUCACUCGACAGCGUUUGGAGUGUGGCACGUCCCGGCUAGCCAUCCCAUGGCUCCUGCAGAAACACCAGAGGUCCAGAAAGCCCGAGCUGCCCAUCUUGCGGUUCACGCAGAGCAUCAACAGUAUCAUCACAAGCAACACGGCCAGCGCCCGAAAUCUCUUUAUUACCUUCCCGAAAGCGGUGAGACUUCGAACGACCAACAACAGCACGCACAGGCGAUCCAUGGUGCUCAUUCUGGUUAUGGAGGUUGGCACGGGCAAAAUAGUCAACGACAAUCGAUGAACAUGCACAGCAUGAGUCAAGAGAAUGAACGCUUGGAGGCACAACAUCGGGAAGUUGUCGACUACAACCCUUCGGUUCAUGGAAUUCAGGCCGGUGGUCAUCAAGGGCAUCAAGAUGGGGGUUAUUACAGCUACCAGUGGAGCCCUUAUCAAUAG
Molecule: messenger RNA, 1194 nt
Organism: Toxorhynchites rutilus septentrionalis
Lineage: Eukaryota; Metazoa; Arthropoda; Insecta; Diptera; Culicidae
Product: histidine-rich glycoprotein-like
Exons: 1
Coding region: 1-1194 (397 amino acids)
Source: RefSeq, a predicted model, not a curated record